Mytilus californianus (California mussel) is the source of this 4918-nucleotide messenger RNA. RefSeq names its product probable serine/threonine-protein kinase pats1. NCBI's taxonomy places the organism in Eukaryota, Metazoa, Mollusca, Bivalvia, Mytilida, Mytilidae. The transcript is spliced from 14 exons. Gene Ontology annotation, biological process: protein phosphorylation. Gene Ontology annotation, molecular function: protein tyrosine kinase activity; ATP binding. The record is from RefSeq and is a predicted model, not a curated record. Bases 127 to 2523 code for a protein of 798 amino acids.
CAAUAUGAUCAGCUGAGACAGCAGUCAAUGAAUGUUGACCUUAAUCCUCAGUAUAGAUCUGUUUACGAAUACUUCAAAAGGGCUUUCAGUAAAAAGGUGCACUGUAGAUGAUCUUCAACAGUGCAAAUGCAAUUGAUAUACGUAACCAUUGCGUCAAACCAAUGUCAAAAUAUGCAUUGCAAACUUUCACUUUGUCGAUAUUUAUGGUUGUGUACACUGUUCGUCCUAGCUUUUACCACGGAUUUAAUAAAAGGAGGCAAUACUCAGUAUAAUGUGGAAAAAAUCUCUUCGUGUCAAGUUAAAAUAUCUGACUAUGGAACUAUAAAUUUGAAACCAUUGGAAAGGAUUGAUGGGUUCCCAAGGUUUUCUACUUAUUACAGAGUGACAAAUAGACUACGGUCAGAACUUUGGAAUUAUAGCUUUAAUCCUUGCCAGUCUUAUAAUGAACCCUAUGAUCUAGGGGAUAAAAAUAGAUAUGGUGAACCUUGUAUGUCUGUCUCAAUUUGCAAAUUUGGUAAAAUCUUAAACAGGCAAUAUUAUUACACAUAUGGACAGCAUAAUUCAGCCAACUUCACUGUUGCAGUAAAGAGUACAGAUAGUCCUCCUAUUGUAACAUUGACAUUUAAUGGAACUGGAGGUAACUUCAGAAAGAAAUCUCAUAUACGUUUAAUCUGUGAUAAAAGUCUUUUGAAUCCUGACACUGCAGUGUUCAGUAUAAAGCAUGAUGAUUUGAAAACUGGCAUUAUAUCAGAACUUCACCAUAUAUGUUGUUGUCCUGAUGCCUGUAUGGAUGGUAUUCCCGCUGACAAUUCAACAAACCUGUCUGUAGAUGCUGCUAAUGAUAAAGAGAAGAAAAAGUCAGACAGCAGAACUUUGUUAUUGAUAGUAGCUUUAAAUCUUGGCCUGCUGGUUUUUGCUGGUAUUAUUGGUACAAUGUGUUAUUCAAAGAGAUCUAGUCCUAGUAUAUACUCAAAACUCCCAGGUAUCGGGGCAGUACCUUCAACACAAGUAAAUUUCAGUUCCAUAGAUUUAGAAAAAGACACCUUAGAAAUGCCUAAAUCAUCACAUUCUUCCGUAAGAGAUUAUGAACCAUGGGCAGAACGGAAGAAACAAGUCAUGAUGCCUAUAUUUGAUGAUUGUGUCAUACCUAAAGAUAAUAUAGAACUAGCACAAAGGUUAGGAGGUGGCUUGUAUGGUGACACAUAUUUUGGUGAUGUAAAAGGGUUAAAGGUCGCUGUUACAAGGAUUACACUGAACCUUCACAAGGAGCAAAAGACAUCAGAAAUGUUACAAUGGCUAAAAGAUGAAGUAUGGUUUUUAAGCCGACAGAGACACAGAAACAUUGUAGCUAUGUUAGGGUUGUGUACAGACUCAAAAUUUCCAUAUAUAAUGUCAGAAUUCAUAGAAGGCUUCACUGUUAAAAAUUAUAUACAGAAUAAAGGGGAUUUAGUUUCCUGGCCACUUAGAGUCAAAAUUUGUUUACAAGCUGCUGAUGGUGUUGCCUAUCUUCAUUCUACAAAACCUCCCAUCAUACACAGAGAUCUCAGAUGUGCUAAUUUAUUUAUAUCUCAUCAUGAAAUUGUAAAGGUUGGAGAUUUUGGUUUAAUUAAACUGAUACAACCAUUGAGAAAAUUAUGUCAACAGGAAGAUUGCUGUUGUCAAGGUCAUAUCUGUGCUUGUCCUUCCUCUUUACGAUGGACUGCUCCAGAAGUCCUGAACCACCCAACUUCAGAAGAAAAAGAUAGAUUUAUCUCCCUUAAGUCUGAUUCCUACUCCUUUGGUGUGUGUAUGUGGGAGGUUGUUAUGUGUGAUGAUCCAUUUGAUGAUGUACAAAUAGAGCAAGAGGUGAUGGAGUUGGUUAAAGACGGUAUCCGUCCUGAAAUCCCAGAAACUGUUGAUAUAAUGCCUCAGUAUAGAACAUUAAUGAACCAGUGUUGGAACGGAGAGCCCGAAAACAGACUUUCUUUUAAACAGAUCGCAACCAAAUUGAAAGAAUUAGUAUCCCCAGCCAGAAAUUUUCAAAAGAACAUUUUGAAUAAACAGAAACUUCAAAAAUUACAAUAUGAAAUUGGGGUCAGUGACUCAGAUAGUGUUAAUAGAUUAAGAUAUGACAGUGGUAAGCGAAUUCACAGAGAUUCAGAAAGAAGUACAGCAUUCAGAAUGGACAGUGGAAGAGGACGCGUUCACAGAGAUUCAGAAAGUAACUACGUACAAAAUAUUGACAAUGGUACUCCACGAGUUCACAGAGAUUCAGAAAGUAGUUCCAAACUGAAAUCAGACAAUGGUAUUAAGCGAUAUCACAGAGAUUCAGAAAGUAGUUCCAUACUUAAAACAGACAAUAGUAUUCAGCGACAUCACAGAGACUCAGAAAGUAGUUCCAUAUUGAAAACCGACAAUGUUUCACAUAGACUUCACAGAGACUCCGAAAGCGGUUCAGUAUUAAAAAGUAACAGCAAUAAUCUUUCUAAAAAUGAUAGCUUUAAAGGAUCUGUUAAGAAAGUUGAUUUCAAAGAUGAUGUUUAGCAAUAAUUCAGAUAACUGUAUUUGAAGGAAGACUACUAGAAUGUUUUAUUAAACUUUUUAUUGCCUCCUUAUUAAUCAGAAAAAAUUAACAACAAUUUCUGUCAUUUUCUCUUGUCAAUGUCUCUUCUAUACCUAGAAAACCCUUGCUUUCAAUUAGAAAAUGGUUCAAAAGUGACAUGAUAUGCACGUAGGUAUCUUGAUACAAGUUUAUCUAUAAAAAUUGAAAUAAUUUGAAAAAUAGAAAAACUAUUUAGUUUUUGGUCUAUAAACUAACCCAACUAAGUAGGGUUGGCCAUGCAUGCAUGGUUAAGGGUCUUCAAUUAUGAAACAUAGAAGUAAAUAUAGCACUAACUAACACCUUAGCAAUGCAUGUUUGGCUCACCCUCCUUAGUUACAGAAAUAAAUCAUUACCAAAUUAAUCUACAUUUCCCAAAAUUCCAGUUUCCAAUAAUUUCCUUUUUUUUGACCUUUCUGAAUUUUAUUAGUACCUUAAAAAAUAAGUGAUUCUCAAACCUCAAGGUGAUCCAUCUGAUUUUUUACUUAUCAUGUUGUUUCGACAAAAAUCACACUGUUUAAACACUAAAAUCAGAUGUAGUUUGGUUAAUUGAAUGGAAAAUCAUAUCAUGUGAACAGAACGCUGUACCAUUGACUUGUGCUCAAAUCGGAUUGAAAAUCGAAUGGAAAAUUUUAUCUUGUAAAAGCACCUUAAGGUGUACAUUAUUAUUUCAUUUUGUUAUUUUUUGUCAUUGCAAACCUACCAAUAUUUCAAAACUUUAGUGGUGAAUUAACAGCACUGCAGGAGUUCAAAGUUUAAUUAGGUUUAUUUACUAUUUUUGUUUGGAAAAAGAAAAUUGUCAGUGAAAAUGGACAGAUAUGCAUAUUAUCAUAAUUUUAUUAUUAUCAAUUCCAUAAUUACAUGCAUGUAUAACCAAGAAGAAUUAAUUGAUGAUGAUAAGACUUUUUUAUUCUUUUGAAUUACUGUAAUGUCUUGACAAGAUUGAAAUAAUCAAGAUUAAUAUUUUUUCUAGAAUGGGAGGGUUGCUACUGCAAUCAUUUCUUUUGCAUAAUAAAAUGGAAAAAAAAAGUUUGCCUUGUGAACUGAAUAAUAGACUAAUGAAUUCUUUAUUUAGAGGGAAAGCACACUGGUACAACGCACAAAUCUUCCCUGGGGCCCUCAAUGCUUUUUUUGAAAUGUUUCCAACAUUUGUUAUUGCUUGGCUGAAUAUUGACAAUCCAAAUUGUCUCCCUUUUGGGAAAAAUUCUAAACUCAGGAAAAAGCAAUGUUUGCAUGGAAUUUUUUACAAAAAUCAUUUUCUAGUAGCAACAGUUGGUAAAGUUUGUAUAGUUUAUACUUAAAUCAUGAUAUUUGCUGGAGUUUCAUCGUCUGAUAUAUUUUUUGUUUGCCCAAAUCUAUAAACUUAUAUAUGAUUUCCUGUAGGAACUUAGUAGUAAAUACGUACCCAAGAAAGUUUGCAUGAUGUUAUAUAAUUGGUAGUAGAGUUUACGUAUAAAGAAGGUCUUUUUCUUGGCAGCCCAGUUUUUACUCUUAAUAACACGUGCACUAACCAACACAAAAUUAUACAAAGCAACAAUAAAAAGUAUUAUCAAAAAUACCAAACUCCAAUCUAAAUUCAAAAAGGGGGAAGUCCAUACAAAGCAAAGAAGGUGUUGUUAAACCCCAACAAAACAAACGAACAAAACCCUUGUUUACUUAAAUUUUAUGCAAGUUACCAGUAGGUGCUAAAUCUUGAAUUAAGUUUAUUUGUUUGUUUUUAAUAUUGUACAAUAUUUGAUAUUGUUUGUUAUAUAAUUUAAUAUAUAAUGAUUGUUAAUUAUCCAGUUAUUUUACUUGCCAGUAUUCACAUGCCAAAAUAGUGAAGAAUGAGUAUCAUCUUUUUAGUGUAUAAAAAAUAUACUGACCAUCGAAAGAAAUACAUCUGAGGUUUGAUAUUCUGUCUCAGAUAUUUCCAUGGAAAUAUGAAAAUUGGAAAACUAAAAUAUAAUAGAACAUAUAAUUUGAUGACUUUUUCAUUCCCAAUUUAUACCAAAAGGUUGUUGGUUAGAAAUCGCCACGAUUUUUCAGGGGGAAAAUGUUUUGUAUUGAAAGGAAAGUUUUGUUGCUCAUAGAGAAAUAACAGAAAAUACGAUUCUUGGUUGAAACAUUUAAUGUUCACCCCAGUAAUUUCUAAAGUGAAAAAUUCAAAUAUACAUUCAUAAAAUAAGAAAAUAUUUAUUGUUUCCUGAACCAAAUUAUAAACAUAAUAAUGACUGAAUUGAUUUCUAUUAAACUUGUUUUGUAGUCAAUGGUUUUAUUAGUUUUGUAUUAGAAACCAAAGUUUUAUAAGCAAUCAGAGAUUGUGGUUUGCUUGUCCCACAACACUGUGUGUUGGUUGCA